This is a messenger RNA of Orbicella faveolata, 1475 nucleotides long. RefSeq lists its product as uncharacterized. Lineage: Eukaryota; Metazoa; Cnidaria; Anthozoa; Scleractinia; Merulinidae. The record is from RefSeq and is a predicted model, not a curated record.
AUUUUGUAUAUGUUGUGGUAUAUGCACGCGCUCAUGAGCGCGCCCUAAUGACGCAAAAAUCGUGCGCAGUGGGGAUGCGCAAUGCAAUUCUGAGGAAUCACCUUAUAAGGGCGCGUUCGUUUGGGAUCAAUCCGGAAUAAGAAUAACUGGAAUAAAGCGAGUAAGCGUUUGUUUGGUAGCUAUUCUCAUUCCGGAAUCCCUGGAUUUCCAUUCCGGUUAUUCUGUUCCUAAGGGCAGAAUAGCCGGAAGAGCUAGAAUAAUGACGUCAUUGUUUCAGCUGUAAACAAAGAUGGCGUCGUGUUUAGGUGAAAGUGUUGAGGCGAUCUGUCGAGGCUGUCGAGAGAAGGAAAGGCUUCUGGUGGAGCAGAGAGGACCCUCUGAUGUUAAUUUCCCAAUACAGGGAGCAUGAGAAGCUUUUCAGAAAUCUAAAUUGUAAGAAGAAAAGCGUUUGGGAGCUAAUUACAGCGAGUACGGCGGCAGAAAAUCCAAACUUCAGCGCACGACCUGAGCAGGUUGAGGGAAAGUGGAAAUCACUGACACUCGCUUUUCGCAAGUGUUGUGACCACAACAGUAUUUCGGGAAAUGACCGAAAAGAAUGCCCAUUUUACAGGGAAAUUGCAGAGCUCUAUGGUUACAGGCCUAAUGUUCGUCCGUAUGCAACAAGCAGCAGCUCUGGGAAGGCGGAUUACGUGCGCCCUCAGACCAAGUCACAAGAAGAAAAGCUAGAGGAAACGGAAGGGGAAGACAGGAAUGAAGAGGUGACAGUUGUGUUGAAAAGACCUGUUACAAGUCAAGAUUGGUUGCAGAAGAAGAAAAGGCUCUCGAAGAAAGAAAAGGGAGUUAAGUCAAGAAAUGAAUACUUACAAUGGCUUCAGGAAUACAGAGAAGAAAAGAAGAACGAAGACGAAAAGAAAAUGGAGAAGUUCGAGGCAUUCCACAAAGAAAAAAUGAAGGUACUUGGGGGAAUGCUAGAGGUUCUGAGGGGCGUCAAGGAACAGUGAACGACUGUAUAUGUUUGGCUGUACCUAGAAUACUUGCUCAAAUCUCAUAUUAUUGUAUUUGGAAUAUUUAUUGUCAUAUUUGUUUCCAGCAUGUUUUUUACAGGAAUGGCAUUUUUUUCAGAAAUGUAAUCUAUUUCAAAUGAUAUAAAUUUGAUUUUGUAAUACAAAUUAUAUUUACUUCAGAAGUUAUAUAUUUUGUUCCUGAAUGCAUACUGUAAUUAUAUUUAAAUCAGACAAUAUUUAUAGCAGUAAAUAAUUAUAUUGUUUCACCAACAUUUUGGCUUGUCUCUAUGUCAUGAAAUACUUGAAUAAAGUUUUUCCACUGCUGCCAUUAGUUCCAAAAGGUAUCAAAAAGCCUGAAAAAUGUUAGAAUAAAUAAAAGGUUUUUGAUGAAGGUGAUUAUUGUCCAUGUUUAUGUGCAUUUCAUGGACUAAUACCCUCCAAAAUACCCCUGGCCAAAUUAAACCCCCCCCC